AGUGCCAACACUCCUAUGAGAAAAGACGGGAGAGAGAGAGAGAGAGAGAGAGAGAGGGAGGAAAGAAAAAGCAGGUUAUUUAUAACGCCAGGCUGCGUUAGGGUCUCUUCAGUCUCUCCUGCAAACUGUCUGCUGCUAGGAGGUCACUCCCAAAAAACCUGCACAGCCCGUGACCUGCAAGCACAGUGUUUGAUCUGGGAUCUAGGGCGGGCACCAGCCCUCGCACACUGGGAGACGCACUCACAUGCUGCUUGACACACGGGAGAUCCCAGAGCAGCGCAGUGAGGCUUUGGAAAGGAGGCUCUCCGCUUGGUCCCUCCAGCGCCAGCACCAUGCGUUGGGCCACCAUCCUGCUCAUCGCUGGGCUCUGCGGAGCCUCCCUGGGCCAGUACAAUGAGGAGGAGGACCUGGCGUGGCUGCAGUACUACAUGCGGCAGUCCCGGAUGUCCUCCUACAACUACAUGCCCUACUAUGAGGAUGAGAACAGCCCCUACGUUUACUCUUACCUCCCAGCCCCAGACACUGAGGCAGAGCCUGGCCCUGAAGCUCAGCAGGCCUCAUCCUGGCAAUGUCCUCAGGAGUGUGACUGUCCCCCCAACUUCUCGUCGGCCAUGUACUGCGACACACGCAACCUGAGGUACUUGCCCUUCGUCCCCACCCGGAUGAAGUAUGUCUACUUCCAGAACAACCAGAUCACCGCCAUCCAGGAGGGAGCUUUCGAUAACGCCACUGAGCUAGAGUGGCUCGCACUGCACAACAACCAGAUCAGCAGCGAGAAGAUGGGCAAGAGGGUGUUUGCCAAACUCAAAAACCUGGAGCGGUUGUACAUGAACAACAACAACCUCACCAAGAUGCCCAGUCCCUUGCCCCGGUCCCUGAGGGAGCUCCACUUGUCUUACAAUCAGAUUUCCAAGGUCCCCUCCAAUGCUCUGGAGGGUCUGGAGAACCUCACAGCCCUGUACCUCAGCCACAACUACAUUUUUGAGAUGGGAGCAUCUCUCAAAGGGCUCAAGUCCUUGAUCCUUGCUGAUCUGAGCUACAACCACCUCAGGAAAGUCCCUGAUGGGCUCCCAAUGGCUCUGGAACAGCUCUACCUAGAGUACAACUACAUCAACACCAUCCCUGAUGACUAUUUCAAGGUGUCUCCCAAGCUGCUCUACGUAAGGAUGUCCCACAACAGCCUGACAAACCAAGGACUCUCUACCAACACUUUCAACAGCAGCAGCAUCCUCGAGCUGGACCUGUCCUACAACCGGCUCCAGAAGAUCCCCCGGGUCAGCACCAACCUGGAGAACCUCUACCUUCAAGGGAACCAAAUCAACGAAUUCUCCAUCAGCAGUUUCUGCACCGUUGUGGAUGUCAUGAACUACUCCCGGCUCCAGGUCCUGCGGCUCGACGGGAAUGAGAUCAAGCGCAACGCAAUGCCCCCCGAUGCCCCACUGUGCCUGCGGCGUGCCACCGUCAUUGAGAUCUAGCCCAUCCCCGGCCCCGCUCUUCAGGACUUUGCUCCCUCGUCCCCAGGGAGACACUCACUCCCAUUUUAAUGCAAGCUUGACAGUUUGACUUGGCUUCUGCAAUAGUGCAAUAAGGGUGCUCCGAUGCCAGUCCAUGCAGGGGGGCAGGAUCCGCUCAUCCCUAAAUCCCCCACAUACUUCCUGGCUCUCUGGCCUCAUGGCUCCCACACAGCCUUGCCCCAGCUCCAGUCCGUGCAGGAGGCAGCAGGGAAGAAGAGCUCAUCCCAUCUCUGAAAUGCAGCACUGAGCAGCCAGCUCCAGGUGUGGGCCCUGCAGAACCACCCCAGUGGCUCCCCCUGGGCCAGGGUUUGGUGGUUGUUUGGAGCUCAACAGGUAAAGGGUUACAGAUUUCCUGACCACCAGCAUCCCUCUCUCUAGGAUGUGAAUAAGCAAAUUUUUCUCCUCAUUUUCCCCCCUUUCCCUGAAUCUCCUGCUCCAAACAUCAAGCCAAGAGGAAAGAAAUCUCUCCUGCUGAUGCCCAGCAGCCUCCAGCUGCUGAGGUCAGAGAGAAACUCCCCUAGAAGCAGCCGUGGCCAGAAGGACCCUCGCACCUUCCCAGGUUUUGGGACAGGACUGGGGCUGAGGUAUGGGCACAUUGCAGUGCUGUCACCCUACAGAGCUCCGGAUCCAUGCCAGGAGCAGCCCCGUCCCCACUGUCCCUGCCCAGGCACUGGGUGCUGCCAUAAGAGCAACUAGGCCACAUUCAGGGUCUGCACACAGCCAUGUCCCCCUAAUCUGCCAGCACUACCUGGUUGCUGCGUGCCACUCAGCUGCAGGUGCCCCAGCUUAAGGAAAGCAGCCCCAGCAGAUGAGGUUUUGAACCAGGCGGGACCCACCCGGGUUUAACAGGGGAGGGUUUCACUGCUCCCAAAAUCCUGGCACCUGACCCCUAUGCUCACUCACACUACAGGAUCUGCCCUGCUCCCCCCUGCCUGCUGGCACGGCUCUGGGCUUCCCACCCAGGGAACUGGGCUCUCCCAUUAAGAAUAAACGAUGCAGCAGUAAUGUCUGCAUGGGCAGCACAUCUCAAUUUAUUGAGAGCCGAAACACCCACUUGGUUCCUUGGACAGGUUUACGGAGAACCAAAGGGGCAGCCAAGCUUUGGAGAUGACCUGCAAAGCCAAAGAGGUCAUCCAGACCCUCUGCAUUUAAACUGCAUGCUAACACUAUAGAAACAAAAACCCCAAAAAACCUGCACUAUCACCGGCGCAUGAACUGUAGAUAUCAUACCAACGAAUAAAGCCCUUUCUGUAACUGCACAAGAUGUGUCUGAGGAAUCCCACUGUGGCCGCUUGGAGCACCGCAUGCAGCCGCUUGCAGCCCAGACCCUGUGCAGUGAUAACCUCGUGCAAUGUGUCGGCUGUCUGGCAGCUGCUGCGGGCACUGCAUUGCACUGCGCUGUGGAGUUCAUAGAAUCAUGGAGCGGCUGGAGUUGGAAGGGACCCUUCAAGGCCAUCCUGUUCCACGCCCUGCAGUGCACAGGGACACCCACCACUCCACUAGUGCUCAGGGCUGUCCCCUGCCCUUGGCAGUCCCUGGGGAUAGGGCACCACCACCUCUCAGGGCAGCCUGUUCCAGUGCCUCACAGCCCUGAUUGCAAAAGCCUUCCUUAUAUCCAACCUAAAUCUCCCAUCUUUUAGUUCGAGUCCAUUUCCCCUUGUCCUAUCACACAGACUCUGCUAUAGUCUGUCCCCUUUUCUUACAUCCCCUUUAGAUACUGAAGGCCGCUCUCAGCUCUCCCCGCUGCCUCCUCUUCUCGGGGCUACACAGCCCCAGCUCUCAGCCUGUCCUCGCAGGGAGGUGUCCAUCCCUGGGACCAUUUUCGUGGCCCUCCUCUGGACGCGCUCCAACAGUUCCACGUCCCUCCUGUGCUGAGGACUCCACAUCUGGACGCAGAGCUCCAGGUGAGGUCUCCCAGCGCGGAGAAGAGGGACAGAUCCCCUCCCUCGCCCUGCUGGCCGCGCUGCUUUGUAUGCAUCCGAGAUACCGUCGGCUUUCUGGGCUGGGGCCGUCGGGCAGCGGGAGAGGCACCCCGGCCCCAUCCCCUCUGCGUCCCAUCGCUGCCCCCCGCAGUCACAACCCGCUCCCUGCAGGGACAAAGGGACAUGAGUGGGGCAGACGCGGCUGCGCAGAGCCAACGCGUGGGGCUGGUGCUGGGCUACCCCGAGGGGACGCUCCAUCCUUCCCAGCGGGGCGACCGCAAUUGAGGCUUGAUAGCAGCGAGAGGGUCGGACUGCAUCCCGCAGGGGUGGGGGCAAGGGGCAGAGGGUCUGUGCGCUCCCCCUCCUCCGUACUCCCCCACAAGUGGGAGAUCCCAUUGGUCCUGCGAGCCCGCUGGCGCCCAAUCAGCGCCCUGUUGCUGCGCAGAGGACGGCAGGAUGGGGGCUCGCAUCCCUUUCCUCCUCCUCCUCCUCCUCCUCCUCGUCCUCCUGUUGCUGGGAGGAGCGAGGUCCGGGGGCCGCAGCAGUGUCCCCCCGGGGAGGAGGAGCGCGGGGCUUUGUCC
Numida meleagris (helmeted guineafowl) is the source of this 4017-nucleotide messenger RNA. It is a transcript of the gene FMOD, whose product is annotated as fibromodulin. Gene Ontology annotation, molecular function: protein binding. The record is from RefSeq and is a predicted model, not a curated record. The transcript has 3 exons. NCBI's taxonomy places the organism in Eukaryota, Metazoa, Chordata, Aves, Galliformes, Numididae. The coding region runs from base 333 to 1475 and encodes 380 amino acids.